Molecule: messenger RNA, 1494 nt
Organism: Triticum dicoccoides
Lineage: Eukaryota; Viridiplantae; Streptophyta; Magnoliopsida; Poales; Poaceae
Exons: 2
Coding region: 1-1494 (497 amino acids)
Source: RefSeq, a predicted model, not a curated record
AUGGAGGUUGUCAUGUCUGCAGUUGCAGGUGAAUUUGUGAGCAAGUUCAUCUCAUUUCUGAUGAACAAGUACAACUCCUCUAGGCAUCCUCAAUCAGAGGAGGAGAAGGUGGUGGAGAGGUUGCAGCACCUGCUGAUGAGAGCUGGUACAAUGGUUGAGGAGGCAGACACGAGGUACAUAACCAACUCCGGAAUGAUGAUGCAGCUCAAGACGCUCUCAGAGGCUAUGUAUAGAGGAUAUGGUGUGCUGGACAACUCGAGGUACCGUGACCUCCAAGACACCGCAGGCUUCGACGAGGUUAGCAUCAACCACUCAUCUGCAAGCAGCUUAUAUUUACCCAAGCGCUCUCGAACAACAAAUGAUAAGGUUACACGCCUCGAGUCACAUGGUGCGUUGGAAAGUCUAGAAAUUGUUGUUGCUAACAUGGCAGAAUUUAUUGUUCUUCUUGGUGGAUGUGAGCGCAUGUCUCGUAUGCCAUAUGAUGUUUAUCUUUACACCGAAAACUUCAUGUUCGGCCGACACGCUGAGAAGCAAAAGCUCUUCAGCUUCUUGUUGCAACAUAACGACCCUCCUAGUGAUCAUGCACUGGCAGUUCUCCCGAUCAUAGGUGGUGUAACAACUGGGAAGAAAACUUUGGUUGCCCAUGUGUGCGGCGAUGAAAGGGUCCGUUCACGCUUCCCAUCUGUAUUGCACUUGAAUGGAGGCAGCCUUUUGAAAAUAUGUGAGCACAGAAGGACUAUGGAAGGUAUGAUGUUGGUAGUUAUUGAGUUUGCUUUUGAUGUAGAUGACGAUCACUGGAAAAAGUUUCACUCGUUUUUCAUAAGAAUGGAUAGAGGAAGCAAGAUCAUCAUCAUAAGUAAACUUAAAAGAUUAGCCCGGUUUGGAUCGGUGAAACCAAUUUUCCUUACUGCUCUGUCUUAUGAUGCGUUGAGGUACCUUUUCAAGACACUGGCAUUCGGAAGCGUAGAACCUACAGAACAUCCGCGACUACUACAGAUAGCAGAUGAAUUUGCCAAGUUAAUGCACAGUGCGGAUGGUUCACUUGUCUCAGCAAAUGUGUACGCAGACAUAUUGAGAAAGAAUCUCGAUGUUCAGUUUUGGCGUUGCAUAUUGGACAAGGUGAUGAGAUAUGUUAAAAGAAACCUCGCCCGAUUUAGUGUGGACCCAGCCAUACAUGUAGAACAAGGCCCUCCAGUGGUUGUAACGGCUAUAGAACAAGGCCAUCCAGUGGUGAUAACAGACCUUGCUUUGGAUCCACUUUGCAUAAUACCUUAUACAAAUAAUGUUUCAAUCAAGGAACUGCCAAGUGUGACGUUUGGGGAACUUCUAACAGACCCUACUGUUAGACCAAACGGAGACUUUAAUCUAAUUUCAUGGAAAUCAAGGAUACCGCCUUAUAAUUCACUAUUUGCUGGUUUUACUACAAGUAGUGCUUUGGAUACGCAUGAAGUUAAUGUCAUGCCAGGGAGGAAGCGACGAGGAGUACCAGUCUAA